Molecule: messenger RNA, 2503 nt
Organism: Lytechinus variegatus (green sea urchin)
Lineage: Eukaryota; Metazoa; Echinodermata; Echinoidea; Temnopleuroida; Toxopneustidae
Product: E3 ubiquitin-protein ligase TRIM71-like
Exons: 2
Coding region: 1-2001 (666 amino acids)
Biological process (GO): positive regulation of DNA-templated transcription
Cellular component (GO): nucleoplasm; chromatin
Molecular function (GO): zinc ion binding; ubiquitin-protein transferase activity
Source: RefSeq, a predicted model, not a curated record
AUGGCUGAGAAGUGUGGAUCAGAGAAUGCAUCAAGCUCUUCACCGAACCUGAUAUGUCCACUAUGUCUUGAUAUAUUUGUCGAGGCGACAAUCUUAACUUCAUGUGGACACACAUUUUGUAGGCGAUGCCUCAAGAAGUACGAUCUAACCCACCAGGACCUUGAUCACAUGGUCUGUCCUCUCUGCAGGGAGACCACCAAGUUGUCCGCCAACCGUGUCGAUGAUCUCCGCCUCAAUGUCUCCAUCAACGGAUGCGUAGACGAUUACCACGCCAAGUGUGGAGGGAUGAAUGCUGUUCUCGAGAUGCGACCAAAAUGUUCUGGUUGCAAGCUUCAAGGAGAUGCUGUCUCAUUCUGCAGAACCUGUAAUAACUGCAUAUGUGAUAAAUGUUUGCAAUGUCAUCAUUAUCUGUCAGUCUUUGAAGAUCAUGAGAUUGUCUCCAUGGAUGAUGUCAUCGAAGGGAAGGUCAGCAUUGGUCAUUUAUUCGAGAAGUGUUCCAUCCACAAACCAGAGAACAAGGACAUGUUUUGUGAGGUUUGUAAGGUCCAUGUCUGUCACAAGUGCGUACUCGUUGAUCAUCAAAAUCACAAAGUCAAGAACCAGGUUGACUUUGAGCAGGAGUUGCGACGGAAGGUAACAGACCUUGCUCAACGAUGUGCUGACAAGAAAGCAGAGCUAGAGAAGAACAUUCAGAACAUAGAAAUACAACGUCAUGAGGUACACACUGCAGUGCAGACACUACUAGAUGAUGUCAAGCAAGCCUACAACAUCAAGGCCAAGGAACUGGAAGAAAAUCUUCGAAAUCUCACCGACUCAAUACAUGCCUUACAGCAUAGUUUUGAUGACGACCUCGACGUCUUGAAGUCAAAAGAUCGACAGAGGAUCAAGAGUAUUUGUAGUUCAAUUACUUUGGUAGAUAAUGACAGACUAGGUCAUCUUGAGACAGACACUCUAUCUGCUCAUAUCUUGCUCUGUGAGGAGCUGGAUGCCAUGCUGAAGGAGGUUACUGAUCACACUUCUGCAGAAGCUAUUAAGAAGAAAGCACAGGAGAAGAGGUUCAAACCAGCAGAUGAUACUCGUCUUGACCUCGGGAGCAUUUCAGAACAUACUGAUCACACUUCUGCGGAAGCUAUUAAGAAGAAAGCACAUGAGAAGAGGUUCAAACUAGCAGACGAUACUCAGCUUGACCUCGGGAGCAUCUCAGGAUCAGAUCCCAAGAUGGAAGUCAUUCAGUGUAUUGAUCUACGGGGAAGGAUGUUCGGUAUGGCACGGUACUCCCUUAGCACUGUCGCUAUCGGGAAUGGAUGGGAUGCACAAGGUAUUGAUAUCAUUGAUUCAAAUGGUGGUAAGCAGCGAUAUAGUAACAUAUUAGCCUUAAAUGACAUGUAUUGUUAUGAUCUGAUUUUGCAACGGGACGGGGCGUUAUGUGUGUCUAUUGGUUCUACAGAAGCCCACAUCUACUCUCCCCUUGGCUCCAGGAAAGCAACGAUCCACGUGAGAGACAAUGGAAAUUUUCUCAGAGUUAACAGGAGUCCAUCAGAUGAAAUCAUCAUUACUAACUAUGGAAAACAAGUCUAUAUCUAUGACCCGACAGGAUCCACUCUUAAACACACUGUUCAAACAAAGCACAAAACGGAGCAGGCAUCUAUCACCAGGACGGGUUUGAUCGUCACGAGUUCAUGUUGGCGCAAUCCAAGCAUGGUGACGGUCUGUGACAGGGAUGGGAAUGCUGGUGAGUCUCUACAAGCUCAAAAGGGUGUCUACCUGUUUGCUGCCGUGGAUGAGCAGGACUGGGUGUAUGUAGCAAGUGUUGAUGUGAAGAAUAGUAGCGUCGUGAUCAGGCUCUAUGAUCUUGAUGGUCUGAACCUGAAGGAAAGAGUUGAGUUCAACGCACUUAAUAUGACAUUGGUUUGGAAUUGGUGUUACUUGGUUUCCCUCUCUCCAGACAUGCUCGCCUUUGCUUGUGAAAAGAAGUUAUAUUUCAUCAAGGUAUCACUGUAAUCAUGGUAAUCCAGAUUGUCUCACACCAUAUAGCAUCACAGCCCAAUAUUGUGUAACAUGUAUUCACCGAGCUAUCCUGAUUUACCUCCAUGGUUCCAUAUUCUAUUGUUUAUCAUAAUUUCAUGAUAUCUCUUUUCAAUGGUAGGAUCCAUCAUGUGACAUUCUUAGGAGUAUACAAACUAGUCACGCAUGCUAUAGAACUAUCAGUAAAAUUCCUUUAAAAAUGGGUUCUCCUGGCUAAAAAAAGUAAAAUCAGAAUAUACGUUAUGACAUACUCCAUAACAUAAAAUGGCAAAACGCUGAAAAUUUCAUCAAAAUCUGAUAAAACAACUAAUUAAUUUGUAAGUUUAGCGAUAUUUUGUGAAAACAGCUAUGACCAGUGAUAAGUGGGCUGAUGUUGUGUGGUCCCAACUUUCCCUUUUCUUAUUUCAUUAUAGGACAUCACAAUGCAUUGUGUAUAAAAUUUGUUUCAACAAUGAUGAUAUUACAAAUCAAAGCAGUA